AUGGGAUUUACAGCUCGGCCCCCAUCUCAGGAAUCGACUAUCUUCAAUCCAAACUUCUAUGCGCUGGCUACAGACGUCCUAAGCCUUGAAAUGGCGGAUACUCUGUAUCUGAGCAAGACUGACUAUCGCAUGAGCUAUCUCUCAUCGAUCACGAUGGGAGUGGCUAGUCCGAUGUCAGCCCUGGUGCUUGAUACCAAUCUCGAUAUAACAGGUAUCAACUCGAUC
Messenger RNA from Phytophthora sojae, 225 nucleotides. RefSeq lists its product as hypothetical. Lineage: Eukaryota; Oomycota; Peronosporomycetes; Peronosporales; Peronosporaceae. The annotation marks the transcript as partial. The transcript has a single exon. The record is from RefSeq and is a predicted model, not a curated record.